Cyphellophora attinorum is the source of this 852-nucleotide messenger RNA. Its product is annotated as Spherulin-1A. Lineage: Eukaryota; Fungi; Ascomycota; Eurotiomycetes; Chaetothyriales; Cyphellophoraceae. The transcript has 3 exons. Gene Ontology annotation, cellular component: cell wall. The record is from RefSeq and is a predicted model, not a curated record. Bases 1 to 852 code for a protein of 283 amino acids. Gene Ontology annotation, molecular function: manganese ion binding.
AUGUCUACCUACGACUCAGCAGUAACUUAUUGGACACAAGGAAUCAGCUCUGAGCAUUUACUACAGACCCUCGACAUCAGCUACUUUCACAUAAUAUCAAGCGCCAUCAUCUUGACUGCUCUGUCCACGAUUUCCGUGGUCAUAUUACGACCAUCGUCAACUACAAUGCUGACGACACUCUUCCUCGCUGGCGUCUCAGCCGCCAUCCUGAGCUCAGCGCUUUGCGAGGUGCCAACAAACCCGGACCUCAACCGCCAGUUGCGCAACACGCUCACCAGGGUCGAAUUCGUCAACGCGCUGACCGGCGACGACACUGUGUACGACUUCUCAAAGGCCGUCGCGGAUCCCCUCCACCCAGGCUCGGUCUUGAAUGCGAAUGCCGCAACCUUCCCCAUGAUUCAAGGUAGCGGUAUGACAGUUGCCCAGAUCAACUUGGGUCCCUGCGCUAUGCUGUCGCCGCAUGUCCAUCCCAGAGCCAACAACAUGGUGGUCGCGGUGUCCGGCCAAACCAAGACCUUCAUGCGCACCGAAAACGGAGCCAACGACAUCAUCACCACGCUCACGCCGGGCAAAGCGACGAUGUUCUUUUCUGGAAGCGUACAUAACAUGUACAACGAAGGCUGUGGCAACAACCUGCUCUACUCGUUCCUGAAUUCCGACGAUCCAGGAACGCUGAACAUAGCCCAAGCCUUCUGGGCAUCUGGCCAAGACAUGGCAAUGAAGGUCAUGCCUAUGAUCCAGCUUGAUAACGGCAAGGAUUGGAACGAUACUGGGAAGGACAUUCCGGACUGGGGCCUCGGUGGACAGGAUGGGACUGAUAACUGUAGGAGGAUGUGUAGGAUGAUUUCAUAG